Molecule: messenger RNA, 2998 nt
Organism: Cylas formicarius (sweet potato weevil)
Lineage: Eukaryota; Metazoa; Arthropoda; Insecta; Coleoptera; Brentidae
Product: malonate--CoA ligase ACSF3, mitochondrial-like
Exons: 3
Coding region: 2-1726 (574 amino acids)
Biological process (GO): fatty acid metabolic process
Molecular function (GO): medium-chain fatty acid-CoA ligase activity
Source: RefSeq, a predicted model, not a curated record
UAUGUCGUCGUUUAACCGAUUACGGCGACUGAGCGGGAAGAUCCCGUUGAAUUCGUUUUCCGUUGCCGUUUUCAAAAGGAAAAUAUUCGUCUCCUCGACGCAAUUGAGCAACGAUGUCGUUAAACCGGUGUUUUCCAACGUGCAAAAUUUCCCAAAUAAAACAGCCAUAUACGACAACACGGGGAGCUACACGUACAGCAAUAUUUUCGUGGAGGCGAAAGAAUUGUCUAUGAAAAUUUCGCGCAGAGUUAAUGGAGCCAGAGGUGAAAGAGUCUUGUUUUUGUGUCCAAACGAUGUCAGCUACGUGAUUACCUUAUGGGCCAUCUGGAUGUCAGGCCAAAUAGCUGUACCGUUAAGUCCGAUGCAUCCGCAGGCUUUGCUUCAGUACUACAUUAAAGACACGGACACGAAGUUAAUCAUCACUUCCCCAGAAUUCCGACACAAUUUGGAAAAUCUAUCGCAAGAGCUAAACAUCAGGCUGUUCGUGCUAGACGAAAAUCUGAGAAACAAUUCGAAAGUUAAAAACGUAAUCACAGAAGACAUUUGGAACAGCACUCCUUCCUUAGACUUCUAUCAAAAUGGCGAUGCCAUGAUUCUAUAUACCAGUGGAACCACCGGCAAUCCGAAAGGCGUUGUCCUUACCCAUAAAAAUCUGUCGGUGCAAAUACGUUCACUCGUGAACGCUUGGAAAUGGCAUUCAAAUGACGUAAUUUUACACACGCUACCGCUUCAUCAUAUCCACGGUACAAUAAAUUGUCUGUUUUGCCCGCUGUCUGUCGGAGCCACAACCGUAAUGCUGCCAAAGUUCGACGCCAAAAAAGUGUGGUCGUAUUUGUUAAACGAAACAGGCGACUUAAACAAAAAAAAGGUCACUGUUUUCAUGGCAGUGCCGACUGUGUACGCCAAACUGAUAGAAGAACACGACAAGUUUACACAACAGGAAAAAGACAAGGUCAAGCGCAUGUUGGAGAACAACGUGAGGCUCAUGGUGAGCGGUUCCGCCCCUCUACCAAAUCCGUUGUAUCAAAAAUGGUUGGACAUAUCCGGUCAUAGACUUCUGGAAAGAUACGGUAUGACGGAGAUAGGAAUGUGCUUAUCCAAUUUGUACGAUUCCGAUAGAGAACCAGGAUACGUCGGGCUGCCUCUACCGUCGGUUUCGGUUGCGAUAGCGGAUCCUGACACCGAGAAGGUUUUACUCCAAUGUUACAACGAAAAUGGCAAUGUAAAAUUUUCACCAGAGGUUACCCGGAAUGACGUAACCGGACAGCUGUUGGUGAAAGGCAACAGCGUUUUCCGGACCUAUUACAACAAACCCGAAGCAACCAAAAAGGAGUUUACCAAAGAUGGUUGGUUUAAAACUGGAGAUUUGAGCGAGUACGUGAAAGACAAAAACAAAUUUAGAAUGUUGGGAAGAAUGAGUAUCGAUAUAAUUAAAUCAGGAGGAUACAAACUGAGCGCUCUUCAGAUCGAAACCAAACUUUUGGCUCAUCCAAAGCUGAAGGAAUGUGCAGUGAUUGGAGUCCCCGAUGAUGUCUACGGGGAAAAAGUUGCCGCUGUGGUUGUUUUAGCGGACGGUGAGGAUUUAAACGUCGACGAGUUGCGAAACUGGGCACUGCAGAGUAUACCGAGGUACAGUCUACCUAGCGUUUUAAAGGUUGUACAAGAGAUUCCAAAAAAUGCCAUGGGAAAAGUUAACAAAAAGGAUUUGAGAACAAGACUUUUUUAAACCACUGAUCGGGAUGUAUUUUUAAGAGACGAACCCAAGGAAAAUGUAUUUGCAAAAUAUGUUAUUAUCAACAGAGUUUGGCUGGAACUCGGAUUUUAAAACACCAGGACUAUGGACGCAACCAAGUGAAAAAAAAAUCAAGAGGAAAACUCUAUUUCAAAGAAAAAAAAAAGAAUUAUAAUAUAAUACAAUAUUUUUUUUUUAAUAUUUGCAAUAUUUGCAAUUUUUCUUUGAUUUAGCUGUUUUCUUUUAUUACUGUAAUUAUAAUUUUUUUAUUCCAUCAUCGUGGAAAAUUUUAGAACACUGCUAUUUUGUUUUAAAAAAUUGAUAUGAAAAAUGUGGGUGGACGUAGAGUAUAUAGUACAUACGGACAAAUUGCAACAAUUUAUUUAUUUAUAUGUCUAAAGUUCAAAUAUGCAAAAAAUAACCUCGUUUCCGAACCCCAAAAAAUUGUCUAUUUCAUUAUUAGGUACCAGCUAAAUUUAGACACUGAUGGUUCAAAAUUAAACUUACUACCUUUUCCUCAAUACUAAAAAAUGCUUUUGCUGUUGAUUAAAUGACUAAUUCUAAACCAAACUAACCAGAAGUCUGUGCUCUGUGUAACUAUGUAAAAUUCAAAAAGAAUGCGUUUUGGUCUUGCAAGAACAAAAAAUUAGCUAACAAAACUAACAAAAGAUUGUUAAUAAAUAGUUUAUAACUUUUUAUUGUUUUGUGGUUAUUGGAAAUACUAUCAUUGGGUAUUUGUAACAUUCUUUAUAAAGCAAGUGCUAUUUGGAAUGUACAAAUAGUUAUCGUGCAAGCAGUAGUCCAACGUUACUAAUCGCGUAAUCUGACGUGAUAGUCAUACCUUUAAAUUUACUUCUUAAAUUUAAAUGAUGGGAAUUACAGAACACCCUGUAUACCUGGUAUAACAUUUUGAAAUUUGUUUCAGAUUCAGAUUCUGUAAUCAAUAAAAUAACUUUCCGAGCAAAAGCAGAAAUUCUUAUAAUAAAAAUAGUAACAACAAAAAAAAACAAGUCACAUUACAAACAAAACGCAAGUGAUAUUUAUUUUGAACACAGUGUCUUCAAAUUAAUACUUGAUAAAAUUAAACCUUGCAAAUUUUUGGUUUGUUACAAAUGUCCAAAAAUAUUUAUUUAAAAAAAAAUGCGACAUUGUAACUCUCAAUGCAGCACGGACUUGGUAUAUACCAAAGAUACAACAAAACUUCAGAACAGUUUUCUUUUAAAUUGUUAGCGAUUGCAUUCGUUUGCGGGAACCUUUUGACAAAUU